CGACGAGCACGCCCUCCUAUACCUCUGCUACGUCCCUCCUCACUGCCGGCCACGACAGUAUCACCACUUUCUUUACGUCUGGGUCGUAUAAUCUCAUCUCAGGGCUGUCCUGAUCACGAUUGAGAUCGUUGCCAACGGAAACGUGCUCGCCUUGUUUCACCCACACCGUCAAGCCUCACGGACACCACUUGCCAGGUCAAUAUCAGUACCAGAAACACUUCCAGCUGACGUCCACAUCUUUUGACUCGCCCUCCAAUCCUUUUGGGAUGUCCUCGUCGCAAAGCGCCGUCAACCAGAGAGCCGUACAUUCAAACACUCGCCACUCUAGGAUUACCGUCGAGUACCACCGCCCUUCGAGGGAGUCUAUCCAGGAAUACAACGAUCUCCUAGCCCAAGCUAACUAUCACGCCGCGGCUGCUGAUAGCUACCAAGACCCAUUUAUUCCCUCGAGGCAGGCUCCGCCUCCGCCGUCUCCUGCUACUACCUCCAAAAUCUCAUCGCCGACACAGUCAAACUCGUCUCCUAAAUCGCGCAAUUCGCUGCACAAGCCCCAGCCUGUCCGGAAACACAGCACUGCCAAGGCCAACAUAGACACGGAUCCUUUCGCCGCGACCAGCUCGCCCAUGGCUACUGGUACCGCCCCGCCUCCGCGCCCCUCUCGCGCGAACACGGCGACAUUGAACGACAUCUUCCCUACCCAGGGUUCCUUGUCUAGAAAUCGCCUCUCGGAUCCUGUAAUGUCUCCUCACACUCCAAACCAUCCACACUCGGAUUCACCGGAACCACUGAGCGUACCCCCACCUCCCCCCAUGCCUGAUACCUCUUCCAUCCUGUCACAGACUGCAUCGGGCAUACGCUCUCGCAGCAGCACGACGGCGACAAAGUCCAAGAAGGGCAUGUUUAACUUCAUGUCCGAUCUCCUCAAUAGCUCCAAGCGCCUUGAGAUCAGUACGCCGUACGAUCCUGUCCACCUCACGCACGUCGGCUUCAAUUCUUCUACCGGUGAGUUCACCGGUCUUCCGAAGGAAUGGCAACAGCUCCUUCAGGAAAGCGGCAUCUCCAAGUUGGAGCAGGAGAAAAACCCGCAAGCGGUCAUGGAAAUUGUCAAAUUCUACCAGGAGGGACGUGGCGAGGGAUCUGUUUGGGACAAGAUGGGCGCGAUACCUGCCCCCCAGACGGUGACAGCGCCCAGCCAGCCGCAACCUCGUGGCUACGCAGACGAGAAUUUCCAGAACCCGCGUGCUGCGCCUCCCCCUCCAAAGCAGCCAGCAAAGUCACAGCUGCCAUCUCAGGCGCCAUCACUGUCGUCGUACCGUCCUGCUCCCCCUGUUCCUUCUCCGCUCACGCCGACGCUUGACCGCUCGACAUCACAACGCCUCCCACAGCACAAGCCGCCGAAGACGCCGGACCAGCUCGCCCGCGCGAACACGACCAGCACGACGCGUGAUCGGCGUUCUCCGGGCCCUGGGCCCACUCACAAUGGGCACGGACACUCGAACGGGCAAUCACCGAAGCCGUCGAAGUCGGACCCGGGAGCUGAGAGGUCGUCGCCAGGCGCAGCGGAUCGGGAGCGAAGGCAGCAGCAGCCAGCUCAGCCGAGUCCUGCCACUGCAAGCUUGCAAAAAGCUGCCGCGGCUGGCGUAGCAACGCCUCGGCCACGGAAGGAGAAGAAGGGCGACAAGGACAAGGAGGCGGAUAUCGUCAAGCGGCUGCAGGUGAUAUGUACAGACGCUGAUCCCACCAAGCUGUACCGCAACCUGGUGAAGAUUGGUGCAGGUGCCUCUGGUGGUGUGUACACAGCAUACCAAGUCGGCACCAAUCUAUCUGUCGCCAUCAAGCAGAUGGAUUUGGACAAGCAGCCGAAGAAGGACCUCAUCAUCAACGAGAUUCUCGUCAUGCGCGCGUCGCGGCAUCCAAAUAUUGUCAACUACAUCGACUCGUUCCUGCACAAGAACGAGCUCUGGGUAGUCAUGGAGUACAUGGAGGGCGGUUCCCUGACAGACGUCGUCACUGCCAACUUGAUGUCAGAAGGCCAGAUUGCUGCCGUCUCACGCGAGACAUGUCAAGGCCUCGAGCACCUGCACCGGCAUGGUGUCAUCCACCGUGACAUCAAGAGCGACAACGUCCUGCUCUCGAUGAACGGGGACAUCAAACUAACCGACUUCGGUUUCUGUGCCCAGAUUUCGGAUGGCGCAAAGCGGACAACCAUGGUAGGCACACCAUACUGGAUGGCUCCCGAAGUUGUCACUCGGAAAGAGUACGGACCUAAGGUCGACAUCUGGAGUUUAGGUAUCAUGGCGAUCGAGAUGAUCGAGGGUGAACCGCCAUACCUCAAUCAGAAUCCUCUAAAGGCGUUGUAUCUCAUUGCGACUAACGGCACGCCCACGAUUGCGAACCCUGAAUCACUGUCGAGUACAUUCAGAGAUUAUCUCGCGAAGACACUUGAGGUGGAUGCGGAGAAGCGACCAUCAGCUUCAGAGCUCCUGCAGCACUCAUUCUUCAAGAUGUCGGAGCCAUUGCGCACGCUCUCUCCUCUCAUCAAGGCGGCGCGGGAAAUCGCAAAGUCCAAGUAAACUCUUGGUGUCCUUGACGCGCCUUCCCUUACCUACAUUCCUUCGUCAUCGCGUUGUGCGCGCCCCUAUACACCGGUCACGACCUCUUCCCAUUCAUUUUGUGGACUUCUGACCUCGUGUUGCUCUAUCAUCUUCUGACUGGCUGACUCAUCUUAGUAUCUGCCUCUUCCGUUCGCACCCUCUGUCUCUCCUCUCUGUGCAUGUUGUCGCUUACAUUGCGCCCUCCUUGUGUAAAACACAGCAUUCCUCUUAACGACUCGGACCCGCUCUCUCUACAGUUAUUGUCACAAAUUGAUUACAUAGACCGCGCGGCCUGCAUGCAGAUCUCAACGCAGCAACAUCUUUACCGACAUAGAGUACAGCUCGCACAGAUAAUUGUUUC
This is a messenger RNA of Phanerochaete carnosa HHB-10118-sp, 2955 nucleotides long. RefSeq lists its product as uncharacterized. The record is from RefSeq and is a predicted model, not a curated record. Gene Ontology annotation, molecular function: protein serine/threonine kinase activity; ATP binding. The transcript has 6 exons. Bases 267 to 2573 code for a protein of 768 amino acids. Gene Ontology annotation, biological process: protein phosphorylation; regulation of MAPK cascade; intracellular signal transduction. NCBI's taxonomy places the organism in Eukaryota, Fungi, Basidiomycota, Agaricomycetes, Polyporales, Phanerochaetaceae. Gene Ontology annotation, cellular component: cytoplasm.